AUGAUAAAUCUUGCCUACCAAACGUUCCAUAAUUACUGCAACUCCCCGAAAUCCUCAUUCCAGAUCGCAUCCUUUGAUGGAAUAUCAGCAAUCGCGAUCAAUCAUCCAGACUUUUUUGAUACAGUUGAUGUUAGUACUCCGAUUGUCGAAGCUUACGAUAAAAUCAAGAGUGUUGAUGACACUGUUGCUAUUGCUGCCCUCGCUUUGAUCGGUUCUCUUUUGGGAACAGGAAAUGAUUUAAUUAUUGGAUCAAUUUUCUCAAUGUUCGAUUGGAGCAUCCUUACAGAAAUAUGGAAUAUCUCAUCUAGUGACCAAAAACAAAUUAUUUGCGAGUUUAUCAACACAGCAAUUAACGCAUCUCCAAUUGAACUUUCGAACGCACUUACUAACGGAGUAUUUUCGACAUUACUUUGCGAUUUCCCAUCUACAGAUUGCAAUCUAAAGGCAGAAUCGCUCUUACCCGUGAUUUCUGCCACAAAUAUUGAUCCGAAUGCAAUGCUACCAAUAAUCAUUGAAAACGGCCUUAUAAAAGUUGCAGGAUCAAUGAUGGAAGCUAUCGAUGAUAGAUACAUUCAAUGCGGACUUCAACUUAUCGCUGCAUUGAUGAAUGCUAAUUUUAAUAACCAUGAACUUCAGGAACUGGUCAAACGCGAUAUCACAGACAAUAGCAUUGAGUCUGAUGUUGAAGCUCUCGCAUCUGGAACUCAAUACGCAGAUAUCGCUUCCGAAGUUUCAACAGAACUUAACCAUUUUAUGGAAGAAGAAUAG
Molecule: messenger RNA, 768 nt
Organism: Trichomonas vaginalis G3
Lineage: Eukaryota; Parabasalia; Trichomonadida; Trichomonadidae
Product: armadillo (ARM) repeat-containing protein family
Exons: 1
Coding region: 1-768 (255 amino acids)
Source: RefSeq, a predicted model, not a curated record